Molecule: messenger RNA, 480 nt
Organism: Ilex paraguariensis (yerba mate)
Lineage: Eukaryota; Viridiplantae; Streptophyta; Magnoliopsida; Aquifoliales; Aquifoliaceae
Source: the annotation of a GenBank genome assembly
AUGGAAACAAAGAAGAAGAGGAAAGCUGAGGGAAAGCAUCGACCAAAAGUGGAUAACACUUGUUAUGGUGGAAUUGGGCAAAUGAAGAAUAAACAGGUCAGUGAUCACUCCAAUUGUCCAAAACCUCCAAUUAUGGUCCAUUCCUCCAGUUGUCCAAAGCUUGUGUUACAAGAGCAUAGUGCUCACCUAGACAAGAUGACAAAUGUGAACUGUGCUGCUAUUUUUGCUUUGCGACAUUGGAAUUCUAUAGUUGAAAUAGAUAAGAAACAUAAAGCUUAUGAUGGAUCAGUGAGGAUAUUUUAUGCAAAUAUGUAUGAUGUUGAGAAGGAAGAUUUGAAGUUUAAAUCUUAUAUGACAAAUGUACAUUUUGAAGUGAACCCGGAUUUGAUUUCAAAGAUAUUGAAGGUUCCCUCACCCUUUAUUGUUGACAAUACUGUUACAUACCCAUACAAGAAUCUCAUUGAUAAACCUACCACCUAG